AUGGCAACAACAAGUGAGUCUGACUUCGAUUAUGUUCUCAGUCAACGCAAAGCAUUUGAUGAAACAAAAGCUGGUGUCAAAGGGCUUGUUGAUGCAGGUACUAAGAAGGUUCCUAGCAUAUUCCGUGUUCCACCUGAGAAAUCUGAGAAGAAGGUCUCAAAUUUAAGCAACACAAGCCAUGUUAUUCCAGUGAUAGACCUUGCAGAUAUUCACACGGAUGCAAGUAAGCGCCACGAGCUUGUUGAAAUAGUCAAGAGGGCAUCUCAAACAUGGGGUUUCUUUCAGGUGGUCAAUCAUGAGAUCCCAGUGAGUGUUCUUGAGGAGAUGAAAAAUGGAGUCAAAAGGUUUCAUGAGCUGGAUACUAAAGACAAAAAGGAAUUCUAUUCACGAGAUAGAACAAAACCCUUUUUCUAUAACAGCAAUUUUGAUCUAUAUGGCUCACAGCCAGCACUCAAUUGGAGGGAUACUUUUAAGUGCUUGUUGUAUCCUGAUGCCCCCAAACCAGAAGAAAUUCCUGUAGCAUGCAGAGACAUACUGCUGGAUUACAGGAAAUACAUAAUGAAGCUUGGGAUUUUACUUCUUGAGAUGUUUUCAGAAGCUUUGGAUCUGAUUCCAAACUAUCUUAAAGAUUUGGGAUGUGCAGAAAGAGUAUUUGGUAUUUGCCAUUAUUAUCCUGCAUGUCCGGAACCAGAUUUGACUAUGGGAACCACCGCGCAUGCUGACAAUGAUUUCUUCACAAUCCUUCUCCAGGACCACAUUGGUGGCCUCCAAAUAAGAUGCGAUGACAAGUGGAUUGAUAUAAACCCUGUACCUGGUGCUUUGGUAAUUAAUAUUGGCGAUCUUUUGCAGCUUGUAACAAAUGAUAGAUUGAAGAGUUCUGAACACAGAGUGCUUUCAAAUCAUGUUGGUCCAAGAAUAUCUGUUGCAUGCUUUUUCAGCCCUGGUGCUGAGGCAUCCUUAAGGCCUUUAGGACCUAUAAAGGAACUAUUAUCUGAAAAGGAUCCUCCAAAAUAUAGGGAAACUACAUUUACUGAGUAUGAAGCCUACUUUGUUGCAAAAGGACUGGAUGGUAGAAGUGCUCUUGCACCUUUCAAGAUUUGA
Messenger RNA from Sphenostylis stenocarpa, 1101 nucleotides. NCBI's taxonomy places the organism in Eukaryota, Viridiplantae, Streptophyta, Magnoliopsida, Fabales, Fabaceae. The record is from the annotation of a GenBank genome assembly.